Camelus dromedarius (Arabian camel) is the source of this 5512-nucleotide messenger RNA. RefSeq names its product SH2 domain containing 2A (gene SH2D2A). The transcript is spliced from 9 exons. Lineage: Eukaryota; Metazoa; Chordata; Mammalia; Artiodactyla; Camelidae. The record is from RefSeq and is a predicted model, not a curated record. Gene Ontology annotation, cellular component: cytoplasm. The coding region runs from base 110 to 1564 and encodes 484 amino acids.
CCUGCCCCCGGGGGCAGGGGUGAGAGGAGAGAUGAGUUGCUGAGUGUGCACACCUUUGAGAGCCCAUACACACAGCCUGCUCUGGGGGCUCCUUUCCUAAGCUGCCCCCAUGGAGUUCCCCCUGGCCCAGAUAUGCCCCCAAGAUUUAGGGACUUCCGGGCCACCAGAUGACCAGUUGACUUUCCAGCUCUCCUUCCUGAGGCCCGGUUUCUCUGACAAGCCCCUCUGCCACCUCAGCCCCUCUUGUCUCCUUGGCUCCUCACUCCUCCUCCCUGAGAAAUCGUCUCUGCUGUCCCUCCUGCAUUUCUCCUGCCAUGACUGUCUGGUCCUCCAGGUCCCUGGGAGUCCAGAAGCCCCCGCCCUGAACUUCAGCACCUUCCUGCCCGUGGGCUUGAAUCCCAGGAGCUGCCAGGACCUGAACUUGCUUCCGGGACCCAGACUCCAGGCUCCAAAGGCUGAGGAGGCUCAGUCCACCCCCAGGGUCCUGGCUGUCCACGCUGUGGCACCUCCCCAGACCCUGGGGGCUGCCUGCAGCCCAAAGGGCGUUGGGAAGGCUGAGGAGGUACCUAGGGAAGGAGGCCUGUCCCUGCAGGCUGAGACUCGAGCUUGGUUCCAGAAGACCCAGGCCCGUGAGCUCCUGCAGCACGGGGCAGCCCCCGCCUGGUUCCACGGCUUCAUCACCCGGAGAGAGGCCGAGAGGCUGCUGGAGACGAAGCCUCAGGGAUGCUACUUGGUGCGUUUCAGCGAGAGCGCUGUGACCUUUGUGCUGACUUACAGGGGCCGGACUUGCUGCCGCCACUUCCUGCUGGCCCAGCUCCGGGACGGGCGCCACGUGGUGCUGGGCGAGGACAGCGCCCACGCGCGGCUGCAGGACCUGCUGCGGCACUACACGGCGUGCCCGCUCAGCCCCUACCGGGAGACGCUCACCGAGCCCCUUGCCCGUCAGACUCCUGAGCCCGCGGGACUGUCCCUAAGGACUGAAGAAUCAGACUCUGGAAGUAAAAGCCAGAACUCACAACCUCAGUAUAGCCCAAUCCUCAAAAAGGAGCAGAGCGCAUCCGCCAUGCAGAAAGAAGGGGCUGGGGAGCCACAGGAGCCGUCCAGGCCCAGGCCUCCCAUGCCCGCCAAACUUCAGCUGCCCUAUGAAGUCUACACAAGCUCCGCUUCGAGACCCCACCCAACCCCGCCCCCCAAGCCUUCCAUCCCCAUCUACCACGAACCUGAUGAACCCAUAGACUUCUAUGCCAUGGGCCGUGGCAGCCCCGGGGAAACCCCCAGCAACAUUUAUGCCGAGGUGGAGGUGAAAGUGCCUGAUUCAGGGGGUGAGAGCCUGCCGCGCAUCCUCAGGCACGAAAUCCUACGGAAGUGCAUGUCCAGACCCGUCCCAGGAAGCCAGAAUCCAGGUGGCCAGCAACUGCAUUCUGAGAACUUUGCGGCUGAACAAAGCCUUUCCGUGCCCCACCAGCCCCUACCCCGCUGGGGGCACACCCUCCCCCACAACUUUUCUAGACAGGUGCUUCAGGACAGAGAACAGGCCUGGCUCCCCCCGGGGCCUCCUCAGUAGCUUGUGAGUCUGAGCUGGGGGAGGAUAACUUGGAACAGUGGAUCAAGAGACCUUCACACACACCCAGGCGCCCUCCUCAGGAAAUGCGGAUGGAACAAACUGUAGGUGAUCAAAGCUGGCAAGGACCUCAACCAUCAUCUAUUGCAAAGAUGGCAAAAAGGUGUCACCUUGCAUGCCAACUCCAAUCCAUUGGUUGUGGCUUCCUAGAGCGCUGCGCUGGAAAGGAUGGUAAGGUCAUAUUUGAACUCAGCAGAAAAGAACACCUGAUAAACUGAUUGAUUAGCGAUGUCUGCCAUGGGUGAGAGAAGGAGGAAUAGAAGCAUCUACUUUGCCCUCACUGAUUAAGUCCAACCCCCUCACUGUGCAGAUAAGGAAACAAAACCAGAGAGGGAUAGUGGCUUAGCCAAGGUCAAGGACUAGAACCCAAGCUUCCUGAUUCCUCUGUAUAGUCCUCUGUUCCAUACCCCACAUCCACAGGAAUGUCAGGGAUUUCCUCAGAUAAGAAAUCUGGCUGCUGUCCAGAGUUCCACCUCAUGGGGGCCUGGGUGCUGGUUCCUGUCCUCCAGAUCUCAGCUUAGACCUGUUCCCCUGACUGGUCUGGGACCCCACAAAGAGCCUGGAGGUCAGAGGAGCAAGUGUGGAGUUAGCUUCCUUUUAGGGACACACCCACUGGCUCUCUCCCAAGAGUCCUUAAGAAUCCAAUGGCUCAGUGCUUGGCCAUCUUCUAAAACAGUGGGCUAGGAGGGCCCUGCUGCAUCCCACUGCCCUGGUUUCUCCUCCAGGAGUCUGAUUUCCUUGGCCCUCUGAGCCUUUGAGUCUGGGCCCUGUUCCAAAGCUGCUGUUGUCUGAGGAAUGGUUUGGCGAGAACAGAUGUUAGAACUUGUUUGUUGAUUCUUGUCUGGCUAAUAAAUCAUCGCCAACCACCUCCCCCAACAGGGAUUCAAGUGCUCUAGGCUCCUUCUGUCUCCGUCUCUGACUCUCUCUCCCAUACUGUGGAAGGAAAGUGGUUGAAUGGCCACUGCAGGGAGGGGAGAAGGGCCAGGCAUUGAGAGACACUUGGGUAAGUGUCACAGAUCUGGGGGCUGGGCGCCGGGAGACACCAAAGCAAGGGACAAAGACCUCUCUCUGCAAAGUAUUCCCUCCCUAGUGGAGGUGGGCUGGGCAGCUAUCCAGGGGCAGAGGGGUGGCUAUAUCACCUGGGGGAUGCCAGGAAAGAAAGAGGGCAGGGAGGGAAGUGGUUGAAAGUUAGCCCCCUGCACCUCCUUCCCCGACUCCCCUGCCAAGCCCUGCAGGACUGGGGGAGGGGGGUAGGGAGUCUAUGUGUAUGAGCCCCUUAGGAGGAUGGGGAGCCCACCCACAGUGGCUCCAAGGCACUCUCUUGUGUCUUCCCAGCCUUUUGGGCUCAGUCCUUCUCUGUCUCCCUCAUGAGGCUUCCUCUCUCUGCCCCACUGUGGCCAAGCUCCAUGCUCUGGGCUUCAAGUGCCUAGAAGAAUCUCCCUUAGAUCUUAUUUUUAUCUCAGACUGGAAGCUCCCUGAGGCAGGGAAGUGUCUGUCCUUGGGUUGCGCUCAGGGCUCAGAGCAGAGACUCCCCCAGGAGCCUCUCAGGGGCUUCUGAGCACUCCUGGGGUCCCAUCUGGGCAGCCUCUUCUUACUCAUUCCCGUGAGAGCUCAGCCAAGACAAUCAGGGCCCAUCGGGGUCCCCCUUCCUGCCAAGGGGCCCUGGGUACUUGCCUGAAUCACGGAAGUCCCCCAGACCUUCCCUGAAGAUAUGUUCCCUAGAUGUGGGUGCUGCCACCACCACGCCACCCCCAGCCUGGUGCAGGGCCAGCUCCAGUGACUAGUGAAUUCCCCUCCUUUCCACUCCAGCGCUAAUCAGCUUAAGGAGAAAUAUGGUUGCUGAGUCAACAGAGUUGGGGUUCCAUUUCCUCCUGUCUGUAGAUCUGAACUCCCUCCUGAGCGAGGUGGAGUAAGAUGGGGGAGGGGAGGGGAGCAGAUGGCUUUGGGGAGGGUAGGCUGAAGGUGCAAGAAAGGCCUUAGAUGAGACUCAGGGAGUCACCUGGUGGCUGAUUCCUUGUGGCAGGGGAGGAGGAAGAAAAAGAAAAAGCUUACUGUAUAGCAAGAACUAGAAAUGAGAAUGUCAGAAAACAGGAUUUCCUUAGCCUUCAAGAUAGAACAGGAUGGGCAGGUGCAGGGAGGGGUCAGAAAUGCCUAGUGACCCACGUGGUGUUUCUGAAGGAGCAAGGCCUCCUGGAGAGGGGCAAGCGGGACCCAAGGAACCUCUCCCUCCCUCUUCAGCUCCGCAUGGCUAGGAGUGGACUCACCAGAGCGGGUGGGAUCGGAAUCCGGACCCCUAGAUUCCCGUUGUGGCUCUUUGCUAACAAGCUGCCCAGCCUCUGACAGGGAAACUUUUUCUGUGCCACUGCUCCCUACAUUCUUUUGAAAUGGAGACAAUGCCUUAUUUGCACACAGGGCUGCUGUACAGAGCGGAUGAGACCAUGCAAGUGAGGGGAUUGACAGAGCAGGACCGCUGAGGCUUGAAGGGACUUCAGGUCCUUUGUGACUGACUCUUUGGUUCAACCAAAUAAGAACACUGAGGGCUAGACAGGGGAGGUGGCAGGGAACUGGAAGCAGUCAGGACCAGAUCUUGUCAUCCCAAGCCAGUGCUCCCCCUUAUACUGUGGGGUCCCUCCCAGGCCAGGUAAGGCCCUGGUCCUCCCUGGGGCUCUAGCUGCAAGGUUCUCCUCACCACAACCACGGGCACCCCUGCACCGUUCUGCUGACUCCACUCCCAAGGGGAGGCCUGGGGCUGCGGUGAGACCUCAGGAUGGAGAAGCUGAGUAACUAGUACAGGAAAAGGAGUCUGGCAAUCGUGCUGAGCAGGUUGCUCUGCCCGGGCAGAGGCCACUCAGGCCAGGGGGCGGUGGGUGGGGGUGGCACUUCCCAGCUGACUCGGUCUCCCAUGGUUAUUGCAUCCCUCCUGCCUCCUCUAGGCAGGGCUUUCUCUGGCUCAGUCCCCUCUUAGAUCUGAGGAGAGCUGUUGCUGCCAAGCCCCUGAUGCCCUUCAGAGCCUGCGAAGGCCUUGCUGCGAGUGAAUGUUCCAGCUUCUCCCUCCGGUUCCAGCCCCUUCAGCACCAUGGCUGACUCCAAUGUCUCUUUGUAUUUUUUCCUGCUCUUGUCUCCCUUAUGCUGCCCCUUUCAUCCUGUCAGUUCCUUCAGCUAAUGCAGUAGACAGUCUUAGUAGGGUAUCCUGUAACUCGGCCCAGGUGGACAGGGCAGGAGCAGAGGGGAUGAGAAGCUAUUAACUCCCCAACCUCAGCUAUCCCAAGUCUGAAGUUCAUCAGUCCCCAGGAACCCACUCAAGGAGGACUAAGGCCCCACCCUCAACUACCUCUCCAGGACUUAGAACAUCUGUCUCCACCUGAAGGAAAGCUGAGCAGAGGGAGAGGGGGUGAAGAAAAGGUCAGGAGCAGACAGCAGAGCAUUCCUGCAUCCUUGCCACCUCCCCAGGCCCCACAGAACUUCAGCCAUCCCCUCAACAGACUCUGGCUUCCUGGACAGCAAGCUCAGUACUCAGACCUGGCUGGGUCCCUGCCCAGGGGCCAGAGGCUUUGGGGUAGGAGCAAUGACAGCUGCGCCAUCUCUGUGCAGUUCCUAAGUCUGAUUUUUGUGGACCUCGGCUUCCUUAGCUCCGCUGUCCCAAUCAGUGCAGCACAGCACACUCAGACUUUGCCCCCACCCCUCCAACCACUUCCAGGGCCAUUUGGAUCCAUUUCUGACCAAGGCCUUCACCCCCUCCUCCCUCUGUCCCUCAGCAGUUGCCGCCAUGCCUAUUUUAGCCAAGUUAUUGUUCCUUAUUCCUCCUUCCCUCUCCCUUAUCCCUGUCUUCUCUUUCCUGUUCAUCAUCACUUGAGGCUAUUGCCUCUCAAAUAAAGUAUGCCCAUUUUCUAA